AUGAAACAGAUUCCCCUCCUUCUUCUUCUUCUUCUUCUCCUACUUCCUGUCCGCCUGGCCAUGUUCAAGUCGAUUCUCGCGAACACUGACGAAAUCGAUUUUUACGACGAGUUGGAAUCCGAACUGAAUGCGUUGGAAUUGGAGGAGCAACGCAAGUUUCAGCCGGACGAGGACAGCAAUGAACCGCCGGAGACCAACUCUCAGAUUGCCAACUUCUUCUAUGAUAAGUAAGCGACAGAACCGAUAAGAUUUUGAAAGUAGGUCGUGAUGGACGUCAAUCGCCGUCAUUUUUCACGGAGAACACGUUUGACGACGUGGAUUUUCUUGCGUCAUCCGAUUUUGCCUUCAGAAUGCUCCAAUUGAUGCAGACGAACGAGGGACAGUACGUGGACUCGAUCGCAAAAUACACAAACGACGAGACGCAGCUGCUGUCGUGUCGGAAGCCCGGAGAGCAAAUGAACUUUGGUAGGCGACAGUUUUCUCCCCAAAACUUUUUCCGAAUUUUCAGCCGCUUUCAAUCAACUCAUACGCUAUCUCUUCUUGUUCUUCAAAACUGUCGACGUAAAAUUUCAUAGAGUAACUGAUACGGUAAUCCGUGAUUUGAGGCGGCCGGCACGAGUUUCACCACCGAUUCGACGACGUUUGUCAAGUUCGAAGUGAAGUACAACGCGGUGUCGCAGGAGAAUAAGGCGGUCGGAGUGAUCUGGAAGGGCGAGGCGAAGUUUGUGAGUGCGAACGUUUAAAUGCACCAGCAAAACGUCAAUUGUGUCUAUAAAACCAGCAGGAAUCAAUUUUCGCAACCGGUGUAUGAUCUAGAGAUUUAGGAAGAGAAACAUAAAGUUGCGAACGGCGAAAUGUGUGUGUGUGUUGCAGGACGACUCGCUGAAACACUACGUGUUCUCGAAACUGGAGCUGGCGGGCGACUGUUCCCAAAUGCCCGACGAGUUCCCGCUGACUCCGACGGAGACCCUGCCCGUCUACCUGGACCGCCUCAAAAACUCGCUCUUCAAGGACGUGUUCGCGGCGAACCCUCUGAGAUCGCUGCCCGCAUUUCGCGUCAUCGUCCGCGAGUUUGUCAUCAAAACGGCGCGCAUCAUGAUUUGCGAGAAGAACGGAAAGGCGGUGGAUAGAUGUGCGUGGGCGGGCGGCUACCGAAAUGCAACCAUACUCUUUUUCAGCGUUCUUCGGCGAGUUCUUGUUCAAGCGGUACGGCGAAAUCGACGCGUUUUCGGUUGGUUUUCAGUCGGAAUUCAAACGAGUUUUUUUGUUUUGUUUUUGAGGACUUGGAAUUCACGCACGAAGCGUUCAACGACUACCAGACGGACGCCUUCCUCACGGUUACCGUCAAUCAUCCGAACGGCGACAUCACGAAGGAUACCAUCCGAUUCCGAAUCUCCGCGGUGAGCCCGACGCACCAUUUCGGUGACGCCGUCCCGCCCGUUUUCAGCAGUCGGAAGUGAUCCACGGAUGGCCGCACUGGUGGGUCGAGUUCAUCGAAGUGCAGUGCUACAAACUGCUCAAUCCGUGAGUGUCGAAUGCGUGAGACCCAGAGGAGUAAGAAUGUUCCAGAAAACCGGGUCACAAAGAGCAGAAGGGACCGUUCGUGACGCAAGUGUGCGAAUCGAUUAGUCCGAUGGUGAACAACGGACCGUCCGAAGAGUCGCGCAUCACGUUCCUCUCGCAUCUGAACAAGAGAAACGACGCCGGAUUCUGGGCCGUCGUUUGCGAAGAAGCGCCCAGGAAUUACGGUGAGUUGUUUUUUGUAAAGCGAAUCACUUGAUAAUGAGACGUUUUGGUGCCACGGUCUCCAGAGCUGACAAUGGGCGCAAGUGCGCCCCGCCCAAUAGAGCGAUACAUUGGCGCGAAAUUCAAAUUUUAACAGCAAAAUUUGUGUUUUUUGCCAGAUUAGCCACGAAAAACCGAUAAUUUCUCAUUUGUCUCUCGAUAAACCGAUUGUAUUGGCGAUUACGAAUUUCUUAAGUGCAAGAGCGUCAAAUUUGGUCAAGUCGCAAAUCAUAUUUAUCCGUUUGAAGGUUUUUGGCUAAAACUGCGUGAAUUUCAGUUGCUUUUCGGUAGUUUUCGCGGUUCGAGCGCUCAAAAUGCUUAUAUUUACGUGAUUUAUCAUUCUCAAAACCAAUUCUGUCUGAAAACGGUCAAGAAAGCGCAAAAUGAGAAGUGCGGUUUUUAGGCGGCGAUCGGCGGCGAUGGCAAAAAAGCAAAGUCGGCGAAAAAUGCGCCAAAACGUCGUUAAUUCUGAGAAUUAGUGUGUUUUCUCGUCGAACAAUCAUUUUCAUCGUCGUUGACCACAAAAAUAAAAGGAAACCUUCAUGAAAACGCCAUUUCUCCGAGGCCACGCCCAUAUUUUCAGCUCUGGAGACCGUGGUCCUUCAAAUGUACGCUACUUGCAGACGCGUUCAAAUCAUGGCUCGCCACGUGGGUAACCGAGAGCAAGACGGCGACGUUGACGGGCAGUACGGUGAUCGACGAGGAGAACUUCAAGUUCGAGUGCGUCCUGCAGAUCGCCAAGGAGAGCGGCGCGACGGCGACGACGAGAAAGUUCGAGAUGAAGGCGUUCUACGAGACGGACGAGUGGCUCGUCAAGGAGAUCCGCAUCUCGUGCUGA
Caenorhabditis sp. 36 PRJEB53466 is the source of this 2623-nucleotide messenger RNA. Lineage: Eukaryota; Metazoa; Nematoda; Chromadorea; Rhabditida; Rhabditidae. The record is from the annotation of a GenBank genome assembly.